Messenger RNA from Ornithorhynchus anatinus (platypus), 2191 nucleotides. RefSeq names its product intercellular adhesion molecule 3 (gene ICAM3). Lineage: Eukaryota; Metazoa; Chordata; Mammalia; Monotremata; Ornithorhynchidae. Gene Ontology annotation, biological process: cell-cell adhesion. Gene Ontology annotation, cellular component: membrane. The transcript has 7 exons. Gene Ontology annotation, molecular function: integrin binding. The record is from RefSeq and is a predicted model, not a curated record. Bases 48 to 1697 code for a protein of 549 amino acids.
UGCCAGAAUAUAAUUACCCCUGCCUCCCUCCCCGUUUCCGUUUUAACAUGCCGUUCCCGGGGCUACCGCAUCUGCUGCUACUGCUGCUUCUGCUCUACCCGGGGAUGUGGGGAUCCCCCUUCUCCCUGCGGAUUGAACCCCAGGAGGCCGUCGUGAGGACAUGGAGCUCCCUGCUCUUCAACUGCAGCUCGGACUGCCCCAAUCUGGAGAAGCUGGGGCUUGAGACGUCCCUGCACAAGGCUGUGAAUGCCAGCGGGACGCACUGGCGGACAUACGUUGUGAAGGCGGGUGCGGACCAAGGGCGGGUGCUCUGCUUCGCCAACUGUAAUGGGACCCAGAUGCAGACCGAGGUCAACAUCACCACCUACGAGCCCCCAAAGCACGUGAAGCUGGUGCCACCGCAAUACUGGCUGUCCAUGGGGGCCAGCUACACCGUGGGCUGCCGGGUCGUGGGGGCAGUGCCCUUUACGAGUCUCACUGUGGUGUGGCUGCGGGGGACUCGGGAGCUGGGGCACCAGAGUUUCCAGGAAAAGGCAUCCGAGUUUCCAGAGUUCACGGCCAAUUUCACAUCCCUGGCCCACAGGGAGGACCACGGGGCCAAUCUGUCCUGCCGGGCUGACUUGAACCUGACAAACUUGGGCCUCGAAAUCUUCCAAGGCCAUUCGGAGCCCAUCCGGCUCCGCGUCUUUGAAUUCUUGAGUCUCCCCAGGCUGAACCUGUCUGAGGUCAACGGCACCUGGCUCCUGGAGGCCGAGUCUCCAAAGUCUGUGAGCUGUGAGGCUGAGGUGUUCCCCGUCGAGGAGGCCCAGGUCUACUUAUCCCUGGGAGGCCAGGCACAGAACAUCACAGUCACUCGGCAAGGAGAUCGGCUCACGGCCGAAGCCACCGUUUGGGCUGAGAAAGGUCCGAAGCGGGAGCUGGACCUGAACUGCACCGUGGCUGUGGGGGAUGAGAGCCGAACGGCCCACAAAACCCUGACCGUCUACAACUUCCCCCUUCCCAAGAUGACCCUCAGCGAGCCGAGCCCCCUGGAGAAGACCCCCGUGAAUGUGAGCUGUACGGCCCGGCCCGGCACCUCAGUGAAACUGGAGGGGCAACCAGAGCAGUCCCCUGGAGAGCCUGCCUAUCUCGAGCUGAUUGCCCGGGGGCAGGACGAUGGGCGCUUGCUGUCCUGUGAGGCCACCUUGUCGCUGGGAUCUGUGCAGCUCGUCAAGCGCCAGAACAUCCGGCUCCACGUCCUCUACGGACCGCGGAUGAAUGCCUCGGACUGCCCGGGGAACUGGACGUGGCCGGAGGGGACGGAGCAGGUUCUACGUUGCCAGGCCCGGGGAAACCCGACCCCGACUGUGCAGUGUAUCCAUACUGAGAUCAAGAGCACGUUCUUCCCCGGGACCCCGCUGCAGAUCACCCGAGCUCACGCCGGCACCUACCGCUGCAUAGCCAGAAGUGAACUGGGCACCGAGGCCAGGGACGUGGUCGUGACCGUGGACUUCAACGAUGUGAAUGUGGUCGCCAUCGUCACCGUGGUGCUUGUGAUCGGGGUCAUCGCAGCUGGACUGGGGAUCGCAGGCUACAGGCACUACAGACAGCCGCGGAUUGGCCUCUACCAGGUGGAGAAUUCCCAAAGAUGGGCUAUGAACAAAUUACCCAAAAGGGACAUGAUGAACCCUCAGCCUCCCUGCCUCUCCAACUCCUAGCCUAUAGGUCCAUAAUCAGCCCCCUAUCCAUAAACUGCUUGAAAUGAAAGCUGAAGUUCUUCCUCCUAAGCCAUGCAGCUCGACUGCAGCCAGCAUCCCAUAGCCCUGGGGUCCCACGGGAUUCCUGCCUGAUGGCUGCCAGCAGAACCCCCAGAACUGAUUCUAAUUCCAGUUCCACCACCUGUCUGCUGUGUGACCCGAGUGAGUCACUUCACUUCUCUGGGUCUCAGUUACCGCAUCUAAAAAAUAGGGAUUAAUACUGAGUCCCAUGUGGUAUUUGGACUGUGUCCAAGCUGAUUAGCUUGUAUCUUCCCCAUUGUUUAGUACAGUGCCUGGUACAUAGUAAGUGCUUAACAUAUACCGCUCCCCCUUCCCCCCACCCCCCAAAAAAACAAAACUGGUCCCACACCUACAAACACUUCAGAGCCCAAGGCUCAAGUUGGGGACUUGGAAAUGUGCGGUCUUUUUGCAAAUAAAAUGUGCCACUGUAUUCA